Ailuropoda melanoleuca (giant panda) is the source of this 2268-nucleotide messenger RNA. Its product is annotated as carcinoembryonic antigen-related cell adhesion molecule 1-like. The coding region runs from base 124 to 1449 and encodes 441 amino acids. Gene Ontology annotation, cellular component: cell surface; plasma membrane. NCBI's taxonomy places the organism in Eukaryota, Metazoa, Chordata, Mammalia, Carnivora, Ursidae. The transcript is spliced from 6 exons. Gene Ontology annotation, biological process: signal transduction; regulation of immune system process. The record is from RefSeq and is a predicted model, not a curated record. Gene Ontology annotation, molecular function: protein tyrosine kinase binding.
GAGGCCACUCAGCACAGAGGAAGAAGAGACAGGAGAGCUGAGAGGACAGGACAGAAGUGCUCCUGAGCGUUUCUGGAGCAGAAGCUCUUCUCAGAGGGAGGGACAGAGCCAGCAGCAGGCAUCAUGGAGCCCCCCUUGGCCCCUCUCCGAGGAGGACUCUUCCCCUGGCAGGAGCUCCUGCUGGCAGUCUCACUCUUAACCUUCUGGAACCCGCCCACCACUGCCCAACUCACUGUGGAAUCAGUGCCGCCCAAUGCUGCCGAAGGGAAGGACGUUCUUCUGCGAGUCCACAGUCUGCCUGGGGAUCUUCUAGGCNCUCUAGGCUAUUACUGGUUCAGGGGGAACACGGUAGCGCCCAGCCGUCAAAUUGUAUCAUAUGCAGUAAACACAAAAGUAGCUACCCCAGGGCCUGCACACACCGGCAGAGAGACAAUAUACCCCAAUGGAUCCCUGCUGUUCCAGAACAUUACCCUGAGGGACACAGGAUACUACACCCUACUAAUCGUGAGGAGAAAUGGUCAAGUUGAAGAAGUAACUGGACAAAUCCGCAUAUUCUUGGAUUUACCCAAACCCAACAUCACAAGCAACAACUCUGACCCCGUGGAGAAUGAGGAUUCUGUAGUAUUAACGUGUGAACCUCAGACUCGGAGUACAAGCUUCCUGUGGUCAGUAAACAGGAAGAGCCUCCCGGCCAGCACCAGGCUGGAGCUGUCCCUGGACAACAGGACUCUCACUAUACACCAUGUCACAAGAAAUGACACAGGACCCUAUGAGUGUGAGACCCGGAACCCAGUGAGUGCCGGUCGUAGUGACCCAUUCACCCUGAAUGUUCUCUAUGGCCCGGACGCCCCCACCAUUUUCCCCUCAGACUCCUAUUACCGUCCAGGGGCCAGCCUCAGGCUCUCCUGCCACGCAGCCUCUAACCCACCCACACGGUACUCUUGGCUUAUCAAUGGGAGGCCCCAGCCGUCCACACAGGAGCUCUUUAUCCCCAACCUCACUGCGAAUGAUAGUGGAGCCUAUACCUGCGUCGCCUCUAACUCUGGCACUCGCCUCAAUAAGACCACAGUCCAGACUAUCACAGUUUCUGAGCCAGUGUCCAAGCCCUUUCUCCAUGCCAGCAACACCACAGUCACAGAAGAUAAGGACUCUGUGGUCCUGACCUGCUCCACAAAUAAUCCUGGGGUCUCCAUCCAGUGGUUCUUCAAUGGCCAGAGUCUGAAGCUCAUGGAGAGGCUGAUGCUGUCGCAGGACAACAGCACCCUCACCAUACGCCCUGUCAGGAGGGAGGAUGCUGGGAAUUACGAGUGUGAGGUCUCCAACCCGGUCAGUUCCAGCAAAAGUGAUCCCAUCAGGCUGGAUGUGAGCUAUGGAAGAAGCACCACAGGUCUCCCUGUGGGGUCCAUCGUUGGCAUCGCAGUUGCGGUCCUGGUCGGACAGGCACUAUAGUUCCGCCCUGGAGUGUCUCCUGCUCCACACAGUUUUUUCAGAGUUCCACAGAAUUUUAAAGAUAGAUCAUCACAAAACCAUACAAAUUCAUCCGUAGAAUAGAGAGGGAAUAUCCCCCCAACUCAUUCCAAGGUUAGCAUAACCUUUAUAUUGAAAUAGGAAUAACAACAAAAGUACUAAAAGAGGAAAUAUCAGGCCAAUCAUAUUCAUGAACAGAGAGGCAAAAAUGCUAAACAAGGUAUUCUCAAACCAAAUCCAACAGUAUAUAGAAUCAGACAGUACACUGUGACUAAGUUUUGAUUGUCCCAGCAAAGCAAAGGUGAUUCAACGUUAGAAAUUUAUAAAUGGGGGGCACCUGGGUGGCUCAGUCGGUUAAGGAGCCGGCUCUUGCUUUCGGCUCAGGUCAUGAUUUCAGGGUCCUGGGAUUGAUCCCCAUGUCGGGCCCGAGCUCAGAGGGGAGUCUGCCUGAGGAUUUCUCUCCCUCUCCCUCUCCCACUGCCCCUCCCCUCUGUCAAAUAAAUAAAUAAAUCUUUAACCAAAAGAAAUUUAUACAUGGAAGAGGGCAGCCACUUGUAGGGUGCCAGCAAUGUUCUGUUUCCUGAUCUAGCUGCCAAAUACACGGGUGUGUUCAAUUUUUGAAAAUUCAGUAAGCAAAACACUUCAUUCCAUAACAGUCCCCCUACUGUCUCAAUUUGUUUCGUGAUAUGGACUCUUCGAAAAGACCAGAGCAGACAUGUUGUCUUGUAGAACACCGACACUCUUCCUUUGUUUCCUAUGGUGUCAUUUCACUUGCUUCUCUAAACCCUGUAUUUCCUACAG